UCGCUUGCAAAUUGUUUGAGGUUUUCACAUCCAUGGGGGUGGACCCCGUUAGCUACACGUACAACUCGAUCAUGAGCUCGUUCGUGAAGAAGGGCUACUUUAGGGAGGCUUGGGCCGUGCUCGAUGCCAUGGGGGAGAAACUUAACUUGGCAGACAUAGCCACGUACAACAUUAUCAUCCAAGGCUUAUGGAAAAUGUGCCGUGCUGACCUGGCGAGUGCCAUUCUCGAAAAAUUGACGAAUGAGGGAGGGUAUUUAGAUGUCGUGAUGUACAACACGUUGAUUAAUGUGCUCGGGAGUCGGAAAGAAGCGAAGCGAAGUGAAGAAAAGGGGAAAGCGGGCCGGGUUGAUAAGGCGGACGAGUUGUUCGGGCAGAUGAAGGCGGGCGGAAUAAAUCUGGACGUGGUUACUUAUAACACGCUCAUUGAGGUGCAUGCGAAGGCGGGUCGGGUUAAGGAUGCGUACAAGGUUUUGCGGAUGAUGUUGGAUGCCGGGUGUGCUCCGAAUCAUGUGACAGACACGAUUCUCGAUUUUCUGGAGAGUGAGAUCGAAAGGUUGAGAUACGAGAAGGCUUUUGCCGCCUUAUCUCUGGCAAAGACUGCUUUGCAGCUUGAACGUUCUGUGGCUGCUGUCUAUGCUCAAAUAAAUAUUUCAGUUGCUCCCGAGUACCUGUGGGUGAGUAACUUUUUCUUAUUCUUGCCUGAAACAGAUUGUUGUGCUUCGAUCUGGCAGGAUAACAAUGGAGAUGUUCUUUUGGCCUCCUUACGGUUAAUUUUGACAGUUCCCUUUACAUUUUUUAUUUUUCAGGAUUUGAAGGUGAAUUUCGACCAUCCUAAGCUAACUGGAGAGAGAACUGUACAGAAUGCAAUUGUAGAGGUUGCUGCAAUGAUGGGAGAGAAUGUCAAA
Molecule: messenger RNA, 905 nt
Organism: Striga asiatica
Lineage: Eukaryota; Viridiplantae; Streptophyta; Magnoliopsida; Lamiales; Orobanchaceae
Source: the annotation of a GenBank genome assembly